CCCCUCCCUGUGCCGUCAUCAGUCGCUUCUUCUGCAUGUGUGUGUAGCGCCGCUUAGCCGUUAGCAUUGAGAGAUGUCCGCAGACAAGCAAAACGACGCCAAAUUUUCCGCCAUGGAUGAAAAUAAAGAAAAUUCACCGGACGGAGGACUCGGACUGGAGAUUCUGCAAAUCAUCAAGGAGUCUCAGCAGCAGCAUGGCCUCAGACACGGAGACUACCAGAGAUACAGGGGAUACUGCUCCCGCAGACUGCGUCGCUUACGUAAGACUCUUGGCUUCAAGAUGGGCAACAGGCACAAGUUCAUCGGGAAGAAGAUAACAGUGGAAAUGCUUUCUGACAGCAGGUAUCUGUUGCUGGUUUUGAUGGAGGCAGAGCGUGCAUGGAGCUACGCCAUGCAGCUGAAGCAGGAAGCCAACACGGAGCCCCGCAAACGCUUCCACCUGUUGGCACGACUACGCAAAGCUGCCAAGCACAGCGAGAAGCUGGAGAAGCUCUGCGAGAGCCCCCGGGUCGAUGCCAAGACCAAGCUUGAGGCACAGGCCUACACGGCGUACCUGUCUGGAAUGGUGGAGUUUGAAAUGCAGGAGUGGAAACGUGCCAUGGAGGCUUUCAACAAGUGCAAAACCAUCUACGAGAAGCUCGCCAGUGCGUUCACUGAGGAGAUGGCAGCUCUGUAUCGCCAGCGUGUGGAUGAGAUUUCUCCCAACAUCCGCUACUGUGCUUACAACAUCGGUGAUCAGAACGCCAUCAAUGACUUGAUGCAGAUGAGACUGACUGGUGGAGGAGGAGGCAUGAUGGCUGAGAAACUGGAGGCCUUGAUCACUCAGGCAAGAACCAAGCAGGCUGCCACCAUGAGCGAGGUGGAGUGGCGAGGGCGGUCGGUUCCUGUGAAGAUCGACAAGGCCCGCAUCUUCCUGCUCGGUCUGGCAGACAACGAGGCGGCUAUCGCUCAGGCAUCUAAUGAGGAGACCAAAGAGCAUCUGUAUGAGACGCUGCUGGCCGAGUGCAGAGACACCAUCCAGGCCGUGAAAGAGGAGCUGAAGAGUGAGGCGAAGCAACGAGAAAGGGGCUCUGAUGGUGACACCGGCAAAGUGUCUAACCUGCAGUUCCUGCACAGUUACCUGACCUACAUCAAGCUGUGCACGCUGGUGAAGAGGAACGAGAGCAUGGCCCACACUCUGCAGGCUAAACUGAAGGAACCCGAAGCCGACGAGAACAAGAGAGGGCCCCGCCCCCAGGACCUCAUCCGCCUCUAUGACAUCGUCCUGCAGAGUCUGGCCGAGCUCUCCACCCUGCAGGGUCUGGAGGACGACCACACCUUCCAGAAGGAGGUGUCCCUGAAGACGCUCGUUUACAAGGCCUACAGGUGUUUCUUCAUAGCUCAGUCUUACGUGCUGGUGAAGAAGUGGAGCGAGGCGUUGGUGCUGUACGAGCGGGUGCUGAAGUACGCCAAGGAGGUGCAGUCUAAGGCCAAGAGCCUCAACAACAGCCUCAAGGAUCUCCCCGACGUUCAGGAGCUCAUCGCCGAGGUCAACGCGGAAAAAUACUCCCUUCAGGCUGCUGCCAUUUUGGACACCGAUGAGACGGCUGAAGUUCCCUCUCAGCAGCAGGUCAAAGACAACACGCCCCUCUGCAACCGCCUGGAGACCUUCCGCCUGGACCCCGCCCUCGUGGGGAAGCAGCCCAACCUGGUGCAGUUCCCCCCCGACUUCCAGCCAAUCCCCUGCAAGCCGCUGUUCUUCGACCUCGCUCUGAACCACGUGGCCUUCCCCCCGCUGGACGACAAAGUUGAGCAGAAGGGCAAGGGCGGCCUCACCGGCUACAUCAAGGGCAUCUUCGGCUUCGGCAGCUAACUCCGCCCCCCCCACCCAGUGCAGGUCCUGGUCUCCAUAAAGGUUCCCGAGUUCACCGCAGAAACGAGCGGACUCAGGUCAAAGUUAAUCAGAAUAAUUUCAGCUUUUAAAAUAUUUAAUUUGUUUUAGUGCCCGAGUGCAGGAUGAGAUGAGUUUGUGUCUCUGAGGGAGGGCAGAUUAAAUCCAACUUUUCAAGAAGGAUUUCAGAGAAGUUAUCGAAUCAGUUCAAUGUCACCUGUCACCUCCAGUUUCAACAUCUGACUGUGUGUGAAGGCUCCCUCCUUUACCCGAGCGGGCGAGGUGCCACCAUAACGUUUACGUUUGACUGAAUGUCGUGAAAUGUUUUGAGUCCUGUCAGAGGAACAGGACUCCUUUAAUUAUCUCUCUUUCACUGAUAUGAAAGCGCCUUCAUGUUACCUUUUUGUUUUUAUUCAUCUGAGACGUCUUCAUUGUUUCUUAAUUGUUAAAGUUUGUUUUUUUUCUUUGGUACCUUUUUUAAUUAUUCAACACGAGCUGUUUUCACACACGAGAGCGUCCUGAGUGUCUUUUUCACUCUCGUCCCUCAGAGAGUCAAAGUCACUCCUGUCGGGACGGGAGGGGUCGUCGUCUCAGGAGGCGGGACAUGGCGGGUGAAGCAUCAGUCUGACACUACAAAGACAGUUUUUUGCCUUUAUAUCGAUACAUGUAAUUGGACGUAAUCACAGUAUGAAAGAGUUUGAAGCUGCUUCAUUCUCUGCACCAAAAUUUUACCAGUCACGACCCGCUAGGCGUUUGCGUCUCAACCCCCAGACCGCUCUCUGGUGGGUUGAACUU
This is a messenger RNA of Labrus mixtus (cuckoo wrasse), 2665 nucleotides long. It is a transcript of the gene srp68, whose product is annotated as signal recognition particle 68. Gene Ontology annotation, biological process: SRP-dependent cotranslational protein targeting to membrane. NCBI's taxonomy places the organism in Eukaryota, Metazoa, Chordata, Actinopteri, Labriformes, Labridae. Gene Ontology annotation, molecular function: endoplasmic reticulum signal sequence receptor activity; protein binding; 7S RNA binding. The record is from RefSeq and is a predicted model, not a curated record. Gene Ontology annotation, cellular component: signal recognition particle, endoplasmic reticulum targeting. The coding region runs from base 74 to 1852 and encodes 592 amino acids. The transcript is spliced from 16 exons.